This is a messenger RNA of Lodderomyces orthopsilosis Co 90-125, 564 nucleotides long. Its product is annotated as thiosulfate sulfurtransferase. The record is from RefSeq and is a predicted model, not a curated record. Gene Ontology annotation, molecular function: thiosulfate-cyanide sulfurtransferase activity. The transcript has a single exon. Gene Ontology annotation, cellular component: mitochondrion. Bases 1 to 564 code for a protein of 187 amino acids. NCBI's taxonomy places the organism in Eukaryota, Fungi, Ascomycota, Pichiomycetes, Serinales, Debaryomycetaceae.
AUGUCAUUCACAAGAUUGUCUAAGCGAUUUCAACCAAUUGCAAGAAACGCUCUUGCAAGACAAACAGUAUCAUUUGCAUUAUCUCAAUCAUUUCGUCACUUUACAGUCCCGACUAUAUUUAAUGUCACUAAACCUGCUGUAUACAAGUCCAUCAAAACAAAUUUAAGAUCCUACAGUGUUUUGACAGAAUCCCCUGAAGCCAAAUUAUACAACUACGAUGAUGUCAAAGACAUUGCUGCUAAUCCAAGUAAACAUCCUGAUUCAGUUUUGGUUGACGUUAGAGAGCCAGUUGAAUAUGAUGAUGGCCACAUUCCCGGUGCAAUCAAUGUUCCUUUCAAGAGCAGUCCAGGUGCCUUAGACUUGUCAGAGGAUGAUUUCCUUGACAACUUUGGAUUUGAGAAGCCCGACAAAAAUAAGGAGUUGGUAUUCUAUUGUCUUGGAGGUGUUAGAUCCACCGCAGCUGAAGAGUUGGCUAAUACAUUUGGAUACAAGAAGAGAGGAAACUAUGUUGGUAGUUAUGAAGAUUGGCUUGCCCAUGAGAACAAGAAGAAACCAGCAGAUUAA